Penicillium taxi is the source of this 456-nucleotide messenger RNA. RefSeq lists its product as uncharacterized. Gene Ontology annotation, molecular function: metallopeptidase activity. Lineage: Eukaryota; Fungi; Ascomycota; Eurotiomycetes; Eurotiales; Aspergillaceae. The coding region runs from base 1 to 456 and encodes 151 amino acids. The transcript has a single exon. The record is from RefSeq and is a predicted model, not a curated record.
AUGCUCAGCCAAAUGAAAGUUAUUGAUAAGGCGAAAUACGUAUGUGAAGUUGACCAAUACGUGGUGACUGAAGAUUACGAUCAAGCCAAUCCAAGCAUGGUAAUCUGCGAUGACGGAUUUACACUGGCUGGGAUUGAUAAGGGCUAUACUGGAGUACCAGCCGUGACAUGCAAGAGCAUUGGGAAGGUAUUGAACGAAGGUAUGGACACGUUAGGAGGAGCAUUUCUACACGAGUAUACGCACUGGCGCAAUCUGGUGGUGCCGCCGUUGGAAGAAGAAACUGACGAUCUCGAUGGUGGAUAUGGACCUUGGGAAGCUCAAGAAUGGAUUAAAAAGGAUGAAGCUAUUCAUAAUGCCGAUAACUUCAAUUGGUUUGCGUCUGAGCUGUUCUGGACUGUGCAUUGUGGUUAUGAAUUUUUACCGCCGGUGGAGCCUGAGUGCUCUAAUUCGGACUGA